AAAAAAAAAAAAAAAAGAACGGCCCCCACCUGAGCAACGAAUUCCCAAUUGCGGGAAACCAAAAAUCAUGAAAAAAAAAAAGGGCAUAGCACCCGCAGCCAACGAAUAAUUGCCCCUACUCUCCAAUAGGAAAAAUCCUUACCCUCCAACCGUUGUAGAGCCUUCGCAAAUGUCGCACGCCGGGGACUCUGGAUCAGCUCGAUCCGUGAAUGAUACCUCGGCUCAUAGUUUCUAUAGCGACGACAUGUUGCAAAUGCAAGGCUACCACUUUAGUACGCCUAUAUCAGGUUCAGAUACUGGCGAGAGCAACGAUUUUGCAAAAGGUUACCGGAUUGCUGAUCGAAAGCCUGUGGUCGCUAAAUUCUCUUCGAACACACUGAAGUUAGAGAGAGAAUAUCACACCCUAAGACGGCUGUAUCAACAGCCAGAUGGCCCAAAGUACAUUGUCCAAGCUCUCGAACGCAUCAAUGUACGUAAUGGCAUUACUGUCAUAAUAUCGGCUGAUGAAGGCACUAGUCGAUUCGAUCGACAUCGCUUGCAAUCCGAGGACACCAUAAAAACUGGAGAAACUCGGUCAUAUUCACUAUCCACUUCCACAACAUCUGAAUUCAACUCAAUUGAUACUACAUCUACUUCAAUCGUCAUUCACCCCGCCCCCUCUGAGGCUAACACGCAGCAGUACGACUUGGCAACCUUUCUUCGCUUUGCUAUCAAGUGUACCGACUGCCUUGAAUUCAUCCAUAGAAAUAAUACAGUACACGGCGAAUUACGCUUGAGUUCUUUCUUUUGGAGCGAAGAAGACGAAGGAAAAGUGAAGAUUGCCAGCUUUGGUCAAGGUGCUCGAAGCUUCGAGUCUUAUCUUACAAGCGAAGGCUGGCGCAAAAAUUUUAGCUCCAAGGAUGGCCUAGCAAAGCUCAGAAACACUCUGACCUACUUGAGCCCGGAGCAAACUGGUCGAACAAAUUAUAUUCCUGAUCAUCGCGCUGACAUUUACUCGCUUGGUGUAAUCUUCUUUGUGCUUCUCGCUUGCAAAGAGCCCUUCGAAGGUGGACCUCUUGAUAUAUUAAAUGGCAUCUUGAGUCGUAGCCUCACUCCAAUUCACGAAUUACGUCCUGACGUUCCCGCUGUUAUUACUGAGAUUAUUGAAAAGAUGACUGCCAAGUCACCUGAUUGCCGCUACAACAGCGCUAUUGGCAUUAGAGAAGACCUCAAGGAGUGUCUAAGACGAUUAUCUGCUGGUACAGAUUCAUAUGAAGCUAUUCAGACAUUUCCAUUGGGCCAGUGUGACGUUGCUUCCAUAUUCACUUUGCCAAGCAUUCUCUUUGGUCGACAAAAUGAAAUACAUCAAAUUUGUUCAACCAUACGAAGGACGGCUGGUUUCUAUAACCGGAAGCGAUCGAGCCGAGAUCGAUCGACUGUCACUGCAACAGCAACAGAAUCUUCCAACUUGGCAAGUGAUCUGAAUCCAAGCAGUGCUAGUGUAGUCGAAUCUAUUAGCGAUACAUCAAGCGGUCUUGGUGCUAAUGUGCAAUACGAGCGAUCUUCUCCAAGCCAUGAGAGCAUGGCUGGGGAAAGCGAAAUGUCCGGUAGUACCAACCGAAACUAUGGGUCAAGGAAAUCGAGCUCUUUGCUCAUGGCCAUAACUGGACCAAGCGGUGUGGGAAAGUCGGCUCUUUUCAAUGCAGUCCAAACUACGGCAAGACACUAUGGUUACUUGGCCACUGCUAAAUUUGAUCAUAGGAGUCAAGUGCCUUUUGCUUGCAUUGCCCGCUGUAUUUCUCAAAUUUUACGCCAAAUCAUGUCCGAAUCAAGUGAUACAAAUGUCCUCAAUGUUGUCAAGGAAACCCUCGAAGCCCAAUAUGUCAAUGUUCACAAAUUGUUGGAAUGGGUCCCUGAAUUGUCGUUUGCUAUGUCUGAAAUGGAGGAUGAAGACAAACCUACCAUCGCCGAUAUAGCUAUUUCUGACAACAGAGCUGAGCUUCACUUUGUGUUUGUUCAAGUCAUUCGUGCAUUGGCCCAACACAGGAUGAUUACUUUGUUUUUGGACGAUCUUCACCAAGCCGAUCAACCAUCUCUGGAUCUAUUGUUCGCUUUGAUCGCAGCCAAAACCAAAAUUCUCUUCAUUGUUUCAUACCGUGAAGAGACCGUCAAUGAGAAGAUCACACAGAUAUUAGAGCUGGACAAAUCAGCCGUUCAGCAUAUUCAUCUAGACAACCUAGACAUGCCAGCUUUGACGGACUUUAUAUGUCAGACUUUGCACCGCUCCGUUCAAACCGAUGCCGAAGCGGUUGCCCCUCUUGCGAAUUUGAUCUUCCGCCAAACAAGAGGCAACCCAUUCUACACUUGUCAGCUUUUGCGGGCGUUUGCUGGCAAGGAGAAUUUAAUUUUCUUCAACUGGGACGAAAAUAAAUGGGAUUAUGACACGGCUGGAAUUGAAGCGUAUAUCACCUCUGGCGAAGAGGGUGCUUUAGAUUCUGACUUGGACGUCAGUUACCUUGUAGCACGUCUUCGGGAGUUGCCAUUAGACACUCAAAGAUUUCUGCGUUAUGCUUCCUUCAUAGGCAACACUUUCUCAUGGAAUGCCAUAAAUUACCUCAUGUCUUCCAGUUUUGAAGACGACAAUCCCCAUGAGGAGGAAGCGCCCACAACUGCUGCAUCCCUUUCUGCGAUUCACCCACUUGUCAAGUUGGCGCAUACAUACGACGAAAGCCACACUCCUCGCAAAAGUCGUUUAUCUAAGAAGCGUAGUGCAAUCAAUGGAUUGCAAACUGCUUUACAAGAAGGCAUGAUUGUUCCUCUUGACAAAGAUGAGUUUAGAUGGAGCCACGAUCGAUUUUCUCAAGCUGCAAUGUCUAUGGUCACUCCUUCGGUGGGAGAGCAGAUACAUUACAAGAUUGCCGUAUACUACUUGCAAGACCCGGAAUGCGACUCGGUCAUUGUCGCAGAUCAUCUUCUUCACUGCGCUGAUUUAAUCUCCACUUGCUCAAAUAGACCACACUACCGCGACAUAUUGUCCAAAGCUGGCUGGAAGCAGCAUAAUUCAGGAGCGCACAAAUGCGCAUUAGGCUAUGUCAAUGCUGCUUUACAGUUAAUAGACGAUGAUCCUUGGAAGCCUUCCACGUACGAUCAGACGCUUCACCUGUACACUCUAGGAGCUAGCUUGAGUUUGGUUGUUGGUGAUAGCUCAGAUACCGAAACAUACUUGGAUGUCAUCUUUGAUAACGUUACCGAACCCAUGGAACGUCUUCCCGCCUAUCGCAUCAAGGGCAGAUACUAUUAUGCUAAAGGCAUACAUGACGAUGCACUCAAUGUCUUGUUUGCUUGUCUUGGUGAAUUCGGAGUCACGUCUAUCAAGGCUGACCCGCCUCGAAAUGAAGUGGAUGAGAUUUAUUAUAGUUUGAAGAACGAGUUGACCACCAUCGGCUUAGACGAAGUAGCAAAGUUAAGCAAAUGCAACACCGCAGACAAGGUUAAACAUCAAGCGUUACUUGGCAUUCUGGAAGAAACACUUAAUGUUGCCUACUGGCUUGGCAAGCAAACGUUAAUGUUUUAUAUCGCGGCAAAGAUCAUUGAUAUCUCAAUUCAGCGUGGUGUAGUGGCUUGCACUGGUAUUGCUUUCCAAUGGCUAGGACUUGCGGCUGUGGAGUUUUACAAACAGUAUUCUUAUGGCCAUGAUCUCGGCGCAACUGGAUUGGCGCUUGUAGACAGAAUUGGAGGGAAUGUUGAAAAAGGAAGAGCUAAACACACCUAUGCCAGCUUCCUCGCCAUUUGGAAAUACCAUGUUAAAGACGUCAUCCCUGUUAUGGAAUCCGGAGCUCGAUAUUCCGCAGCUGCUGGUGAUCGCAUCUACACUUCAUAUGGGCUUCUUCAAACUGCUAUGUUCACGUUCUAUUCUGGCAUGAACUUGUGGGAUGUACUUCAGUCGGCAGAAACGGCUUAUGAGGAAGUCCAUACCUGGGCACCAUCUAUCGAUACCAACAUUUUGAUCAUUUCCCUCUUACGUACUAUCAAGGCACUUCAGGGCAAGACUUACAUAGCCGAUGCAAAAUGUGUGUUUGAUGGCGACGAUGGCUUCAAUGAUGCUCACUUUGUGAACGAAAUAUGCCUUCAUUCUGUCAACCCCGCUGUGCCAGUCAACUGGUACGAAUCUCUCAAAAUGCUUCCACUUGUGCUCUAUGGGCACAGCGAAGAGGCCAUACGAGUUGGUGACCAAUGCCACUUUGAAAGUCAUAAUCAUCCGUGCCAACGACAUACCCGAUUCAUGAUGUUCUUACAUUCGCUGGCUAUCAUCGAUGUUAUUCGCAGGACGCCUAAUAUGGAUGGUCGCAAUCGCUUUCAUUACUUGAAUAAGGUGCAGCAGAAUCAGAGGCUUCUGAAUGAAUGGGUUCAGAAUAGUCGGAUCAACUAUGAACUCUGGUAUGUCCUCGUCGAGGCUGAAACGAUCUCCCUUCAAGAUAACUUUGUAAAAGCAAGUAAAUUAUACGAAAAGGCUAUGGAUUUAGCUCGAGAUGGGCACUGGAUGCUCGAAAAAUGUAUAACCCACGAAUACGCUGGCGAAUUUUAUCUACGUAACGGAAUUGCAAACGUUGGAGUUGCCUUAUUACACAAGGCUGUCAAAGCGUACACUGCUCAUGGCUCCUACGGAAAAGCCCAGCAAUUGAGCAAAAAGCAUCAUUCUGUCUUUGUUCUCGUGGAAGACGAUGAACCAAAGGAAGUUAACGCUGGCGUACAGACUGAUGUGGCUCCAUUACUAGGACACCGUGAUUCUUGGGGUGAACUGUCCAUGUCCAAUAUACAACCAGCUGCGUUACCCAAUCCUCAAAAUGGACUUAUAUUCAACGAUCAAGAACCUACUGACUCUGUCACAGCGGUGACUGCAGAACAAGCACUUGCGACGCUGGAUAUUGUUGACCUCGCCUCCAUUCUGAAGAGCAGUCAAGUCAUCUCUUCUGAAGUGAAGUUUGACAGUCUCCUGAAAUCCAUGAUGACCAUUAUCUUGGAUAACUCGGCGGCUGAAUGUGGUGCUAUUAUUGUCAAAGACGAGUACUUCGGUAUCUGUGCUUUUGGCACUCGCCAUGGUGGCCCGUCAACAUUUGAGCCACCCAAACCUUUGCGCGAAGAAGAAGACAUGAUUUCAAAUCGUAUUGUGCAGCACACGUUACAUACGGGUGAAAGCACCUUGAUACCCAAUGUACAAAACGACCCAAGAUUUGCCGUUGGUUCAUGGUUUGAACGAGCGGGUAUCAAGUCUAUCAUUUGCUUGCCAGUUCUUCACAAAGGUGUUCUUGCAGGCUGCCUUUAUUUGGAAGGCUCACCUGGUAUCUUUACGCAACGUCAUAUCACUGUUCUUACUUUGCUUUGCCAACAAAUGGGCAUUUCUUUGACCAACGCUUUCUUGUUCAAGUCCAUUCAAAAAGUCACCAUGACCAAUGUUAGAAUGAUCGAGACGCAAAAGCUUGCUCUUGAGGAAGCCAGAAAGAGUAAAGAAGACGCACUGCGUGCUACUCACCUUCGUGAAAUCUUUUUGGCGAACAUGAGUCAUGAAAUUCGUACACCUUUCUCAGGUUUCUAUGGCAUGAUAUCGUUGUUGUCUGAAACACAAUUGGAUGCAGAACAGCAGGACCUUGUCAGAACGGCUAAAGAAUCGUGCGAAAUGCUUUUACGUAUCAUUGACGAUUUGCUCAACUUCAGUAAGCUGCAAGCUGCGAAAGUCACUUUGGAUGUCUCGCGCAUUGUUUUAGAGGACGUCAUUGCCGAUGUGGUUGAGAUCUUGAUAGCGAUGGCAGCUCGCAAGAACCUGACAGUCGUGUAUUUUGUUGAUGACGACGUCCCGCCUUGUGUCAUGGCUGAUGGAAACCGACUUCGCCAAGUGCUUAUGAACCUCGUCGGCAAUGCCAUCAAGUUCACCAACCAAGGCCAAGUGGUUGUUCGAUGCUCUCUAGCCAAGCAGGUGCCUGAGGAACCUGGAAAUGUCGUUCUGUUGUUUGAGGUUGUCGACAGCGGUAUUGGUAUCAGUGAAAGCCAACUAAAGGCAUUAUUCAAGCCCUUCUCUCAAGUCGAUGGCAGUACCACUCGUCUCUAUGGUGGAACAGGUCUUGGCUUGUCCAUCUGUAUGCAGCUAGUUCAAUUGAUGUCUGGUAAGAUCAGUGUAACGAGCACACCUGGUGUAGGAUCCAAUUUCUUCUUUACUAUCAAGGUUCAAACUGCGGACGAUCCGGCCCACGAGAAUCUGGAGUUGGAAAUUCGAGAUGAUAUCAAGGGUCUUACCAAAGCGCUUGGAAGACCUCGUAUAUUGGUCGGAUCCAAUGCGAAGUCCAUGAUCGAAAUGAUGUGCGGGUUUAUGAAAUCGUUCGACGUGACCAGUGCCAACUCUUUCCCUGCGGUUAUGGCGGAAUUGUCAGAAACAUCCUACGAUAUCCUUAUUCUCGAUUUCCCUAUUACUGCUGAAUUCGCCCAACAGGUCCGGGUAGUGGAGUCAGGCACUCAGUGGCAAAACAUGUGUAUCAUUGUUUUGCAUUAUCCCAGUGGUGAUGUUUUGCAUUUGCACCAAGAUAAGUCCAAUCUACUAGAAGUUUCGGCCAAGCUCGUUCGCAUGGCCAUUCCUGUUCGACGCCUCAAGCUGCUUCGGGCGAUUGCCGAUUUGCUCAACCUUGCCCCCACCAAAAAGGCAUCAAGAUCUAUCAAGAUGUCUAGUGUAUCGCAAAUCUACAGUCCCCAAGAACUUGAGUUAUUCAAGACGGUCAGAAUUCUGAUCGCUGAAGAUAACCCGGUUGCCCAAAAAUUGCUGUUUAAACAGCUUUCUCGUUUAGGCUUCAAUGUCGAUUGUGCUAACAACGGUCUUGAGGCUGUAGUUCUAUGGGAGAGCCACCCCGAAACAUAUUAUGCCGUGGCUCUAUUUGAUCAUCAUAUGCCUGUUUGCGAUGGCGUGGAAGCAACGAAACGUAUCCGGCAUACCGAGAAGACCAGCAACCGAAAGCGCAAGCUACCCAUUAUUGCCUUAACGGCAGAUGUUCAACAAACGGCGCGCGAUGUUUGUUCCUCAGCCGGCAUGAAUGGCUACCUCACCAAACCCUUAAACCAAAAUAGCUUGGCAGAAUUAUUGAGACGCUAUUUGAUUGAUGAGCCAGCUAAUGCUUGCCUAACAAGCCUCUCUGAGGCGAUAGAAAGUUAACUCAAUGUUACUGUAUUAUAUUUUUUACCACUAUAACUCUAACUCGUUUGCAUUUCCCUUACAACCUUCUAAAUCCAGUCAUUAUCUAUUGCUUCAUAGCUUAAACUGUUUUUUUUUUACAACAUCUGUUGUUGACCCUUGUGUAAUCACAUGUAGCUUAUGAUCACCCGUAAUAUUCACUGAUACUUUUUUUC
This is a messenger RNA of Umbelopsis ramanniana AG, 7365 nucleotides long. RefSeq lists its product as uncharacterized. Bases 170 to 7171 code for a protein of 2333 amino acids. Gene Ontology annotation, molecular function: phosphorelay sensor kinase activity; protein binding; ATP binding. Gene Ontology annotation, biological process: protein phosphorylation; phosphorelay signal transduction system. Lineage: Eukaryota; Fungi; Mucoromycota; Umbelopsidomycetes; Umbelopsidales; Umbelopsidaceae. The transcript is spliced from 17 exons. The record is from RefSeq and is a predicted model, not a curated record.